Messenger RNA from Rubroshorea leprosula, 894 nucleotides. The record is from the annotation of a GenBank genome assembly. Lineage: Eukaryota; Viridiplantae; Streptophyta; Magnoliopsida; Malvales; Dipterocarpaceae.
CAGUUUUGUGUUUCAUUUUUGGAGUAGUUCAGAAAUUUGUUCUUCUUCAUCGUCUACCAACCUCUAUCCUCUGUAAUCUUCCAUUUGAGAAACUAUCUGUAAUCCUUGGGUUUCAGAGUAAUAUAUCGAGGAAUAUAUCGAAAAUCUUUCUUUCAAUUUCUACUUAGAUUUCCCUGUAUUUUCUCUAGAGGAAUUUAUCGAGAGCCAAUUGGAGCUUUCCUUAUUUUUUCUCACUUAUCUUUCAUUUUAUCUGCAUCAAUUGGUAUCAGAGCACAUUCUUCCUCGGACAUGGCAAAGAUUCAAGUUCAAGAGAGAUUAAAGGAAGAAAUCCAGCCAACUGUGAGGUUAUUCAAACCCCAAUCCUUGUAUGAUGCAUAUUGCUUGGCCUUCCUACAAGAAUCUUGCUUGGAAGACGUUCAAGGAAUAGCUAACACCCUGAAACCCAUACUUGAACAACAAGAAAUCCCGCGAGCCGUAGGUGAAAUUGCACAAGUGGCAGAAGCAAAGCAAGAGAAAACCACCACCGGAGAGCAAGAUAAAUUGGCAGUUGUGGAACUUGACCAGAAGCUACCGCUAGUGACUCCUAUUGCUGAUGAUGGUUUCCCAAUAUCCUGUGAGGUUGCCAAAGAUGAACCCACAAACGAGGCCGCUAGAAUGGUUCAAAAUCAACUGCCUGCCUUAGAAAUCGCGCAUGCAAUGGAAGGAGAAAGUACAUUGUUGUCUCAAGGAGACCAGGUCGUGGAGAUUGAACAGACUUUCCGGGAACUGAACUCUUCUACCCACAAGAUGUUCGAUGUAAUACCCCAAAUUUUCUAGAGCAUUAAAGUGUGAGUUAAGGACCUAAUUAUGAAGAAAUACUAUUAAUGAACUUAAUAAUAAAUAUUUUUAAAGUUC